Messenger RNA from Daldinia vernicosa, 2905 nucleotides. RefSeq names its product kinase-like domain-containing protein. Gene Ontology annotation, molecular function: protein kinase activity; ATP binding. NCBI's taxonomy places the organism in Eukaryota, Fungi, Ascomycota, Sordariomycetes, Xylariales, Hypoxylaceae. The transcript is spliced from 6 exons. Bases 607 to 2799 code for a protein of 730 amino acids. Gene Ontology annotation, biological process: protein phosphorylation. The record is from RefSeq and is a predicted model, not a curated record. Gene Ontology annotation, cellular component: nucleus.
AUAUCACCUCUGGGGAAAUAUUCAUGAUUAAUUGUUUACUUUGGAUUGCAAGGGCUACCUCCUAACAUCACAGUCACCAUACUACGAUUUCUUUUUAGUUGGUACCCGUACCCGUACCCACUGUGCUUAGCAAGUUGCUCAGCAAGUUAGGUACCUAAACGGUGGUACCUAGUCACCUAUUGGUGCUGCCAACUCAGCCUACAAAUCUUGGAAUUCGGUCGCAACGGUUGCCAUUCCCUUCGCGACUAAACUGGUACUGGUCUUACCUACUUGCCUACUACUGGCCACUGUCAAGAGCGCCCGCACUCUUUUCGGUAGGGAUUUAAAUCCUAGGCCCAACGUCGCCUAAGUUACAGGGCCGAAAACAAGUGCCUUUUAACCUAAAGGACCCUUAAGGGCAGCGCAAUUAGCCCUGAACAGCCACGAAACAGCGCGAUAUCAGUAGGGGAAAAAAAAAGUAACCUGCACUGGCCCCCUCCCCCCGUACGUGUUGUACCUCUCUUGGAAAGUGCACACGAAACAAUUCCCAACCAUCCCAAUCCUAGAUCGAUCUCUCCACGGGAUCUUUCACCCUUCUCUCUUAUAAUUUAUUGACAUUUGAAUAAAAUGUCAACGCCGACUACUGCAACGGCUACACUCCCUCCUCAUUAUCGUCAUCAUCAUCACUCAACUCAUCACUAUCCGCCCUAUUCAAAUUUACAGGGCGGUGGUUCCUCAUAUAGACCAGUUGCUGCAGUUUCUGGUGCUACUUCUGCAAACCCUAUCCUCCCCACCCCGGCUUCGACUGCCUCGACAGCGACCGUCUCUAAUCGACACCACGCCGCUUCUUCCUCAUCUUCGUAUACUACUACUAGUACAUCCUACGCCACGAGUCAAAAAAUCCAACCCUCUACAAAUGGAGUAACUGCAUCAGCAUCAGUAGCCACUGCGAGACCAACCAAAGAUUCCUCGAGAACCAAUUCUACUCCUCGGUUAGAUUCAAAUCACGCCAGCGCCAAUAUGCCUCCCUCGGUCGCCUCCGCCUCCGCCGCCUCCGUAGCCCAGUCCUUCCCCGAUAGCCAACCGAGAAAACGUCGUCGUUCCAAGGAACCGGAUUGGAAGAGUUUCUAUAAAAACGGCUUGCCUAAAGAAGUUAUUGUCAUACAUGACACCCCCGAGCCGGAGGAACAGAAGAUUUCGGUCGCUACCGUGUCACGAACAUACGCGAAUGGUGUUGGGAAUGACGCUACCCCCCGUCAUACAGCCAAGAGACGAAGAAAGGACCAAGUUAUUCAAAAUGAUGACUUGUACGAACCAAGUGUAAAUGGUUCUUACCAACAAACCUCUACUAGUGGUUCUACUUCCACCGAUCGCACGACGUCGGCUCACAAUACUACAGCUGCUACCUCGCUCGGGUCUUUGUCCUCGAAUAGUCAAUAUGAUUACGAGAAUCAUAAUAUCGGCCAAAAGAGGAAGAGGACCAGGCAACAGAUUGCCCAAGAAGCGAAGAGAAGGGAAGUUGAAGUUCUCGGCGAUGCUUUUGUCACAUAUCGCCCUCCUCAGAAGCCUGUCAAGAAAGCUGGUGAUGUGACUGUUAGGGUUGUCAAUGAUCGUUCCCACCAAAGCGGUGCUAGAGUUGACGACGACGAUGGUCAUUAUAUUGUUGUUCCAGAUGCUGAGCUCACAUCACAAUAUCAAAUGGUAAAACUGUUAGGGCAAGGUACUUUCGGCAAAGUUGUUCAGGCCCGCGACCGCAGACGAAAUAAGCUGGUUGCGAUCAAAAUCAUCCGAGCCGUGCAGAAAUAUCGGGACGCUUCCAGAAUUGAGCUACGUGUGCUUCAAACUUUGAAGGCCAAUGACGAGGAGAACCGAAACCGAUGUAUACACCUUCGGGACUGUUUCGACUACCGCGGACACAUCUGCAUAGUAAUGGACCUACUCGGCUCGAGUGUAUUCGACUUCCUCAAGAGCAACAACUUUGUUCCUUUCCCCAAUAGCCAGAUUCAGAGCUUUGCUCGUCAAUUAUUCACGAGCGUCGCUUUUCUCCACGAUCUAAACCUCAUCCACACUGAUUUAAAGCCCGAGAAUAUCCUACUUUGUGAUAGCGCUUAUCAGACGUUUACUUACAAUCGUAGGAUACCUUCCUCGUCGGCUGGUGUGAGUCGACAGGCUACUCAGCGCAAAGUCCUACUUGACACUGAGAUUCGGCUCAUCGAUUUUGGAUCUGCAACGUUCCAGGAUGAGUAUCAUUCAUCUGUUGUUUCGACCAGACACUACCGCGCACCCGAGAUUAUACUUGGGUUAGGCUGGUCUUUCCCCUGCGAUAUAUGGAGUAUCGGGUGUAUAUUGGUGGAGUUUUUUACUGGCGAUGCUCUCUUCCAGACGCACGAUAAUCUCGAGCACUUGGCCAUGAUGGAGAAUGUUUGUGAUAGUCGCAUAGACAGUCACCUCGUACAAGCUGUCAAUAAGAUGGCUACACGAAGCACGGGCAACGCCGCAUCCAAAUAUUUCAAGCGAUUAAGAUUGGACUAUCCUACCGCGGAAACUACACGAGCAUCUAGGCGAUUCGUGAAGAAUAUGAAACGGUUAAGUGAUAUCAUACCGGCCUCUAGUCCAUUUCUCAGGGCCUUCUUGGAUCUUUUGCAGAAGAUUUUCGUUUAUGACCCGGCGAAACGAAUCACAGCUCGGCAAGCUCUUGAGCAUGAGUGGUUCCGAGAGCCAGCCAUUCCAGAUGAUGGCACUGAGGCGGCGAAGAUUAGGUUAGAGCGUAUGAGGGGGGAGCACGAGUACCACCCGGCUCGAGGUCCGGCUGCGGGCUAAUGGUAAUGGGAUAACGAUUCCUCUAUAUUCCGAUGACACGGCGGUGAUACCAAGGCGAACCUGUAUAUUUGGGAUGGAUUUAGGCCUAGCAUACAGACAGACAUUG